CUGCCCCUGCACAUGCAGUUAACCCACUGUUCCUAGGCCAUCAUUGAAAAUAAGAAUUUGCUCUUAACUGAUCUUUUCUAGUUAAAUAAAGGUUAAAUAAAGGUAAAAUAAAAUAAAUACAAAAAUGUUCCUCUGCUAAAGUGAGUUCCUCGAAAUGUCUGUGUAGUCUGGGCUUGUCAGAUGCUGAAGGAUCGUGGUCAUAAUGCUGUUAUCUCCCAUUGACUCUAAUGGUUGACAUGUGUAGUAUCUGGGAUCUACAUCUGUUUAUAUUAGUUACUGUGCUGUUACUAAGCAGUAAUGCAUUACGGCAGUGUUACGUUACUACACCUAAUAGGAAAUGCACAUGUGCACUGGAAUGCCGCGAACUGUAGAGCACGAGGGGUUUUUGACUAAACGACAACUAACUGUACUCCCGUCUCCUGCCUGGUCAUUUCUCCACAACACAAAUAUUACAGUGGCGACGAGGUGAUUAAACUACAUAAACGGACAUUGCUUGAAGGGAAGAAUGUUGCGUGAGUAAUGAAACUCAAAAUAAUUGUGUAAUUCGUCAGUUAUUUUUUUAUUUUCUUUCGCCAGUAGAGAAGGCUAAGCACUGCUAGCACUGCUAGUACAUUAUUCAGGAGCUGCCAAGUAGCAAGACUAUUGGAUUCCAGAAUAGCGACACUGCCCUCUGGUGGUUAAAUAUAGAAACUGUCAUUGAACCCAUUGAAAUUAGGCAAUCUCAGUGGAGAAAUAUUGUCAAGAAGAAAAAAAAGGAAGAAGGGACGUGACAUGGUGUGUACAUUAAUACAAAUGAGUGCAGUGAAUGAAGUAAUUGCAGAAAUUUCUGAAGUGAAGAAGUAGAUGAAUAUUCAGAAAAUUAAGGAAUAUAAGGAAACUGAACAAUUAACUGUGAAAAUGGCAACCAUUGGUCGAGUACCAGAGUUUGAGGCUACAAAAGAGGAUUUUGAUUCCUAUUUGGAGCGUUUUGAGCGUUGGCUGGCUGCAAAUGAAAUCAAAGAUGGAAAGAAACCAGAUUUCUCAGUGUUUUGGGUCCAACUGAGUAUGGAUUGCUGAAAGGUCUCAUUGAACUAAUGAAAGCAGUGGAGUUGAACUAUGCAGAACUGGCUGAAACUCUUUCAAGGUAUUUCAAGCCUAAGCCAAUUCUCAUUGCAGAACGUUUCAGAUUUUACCAACCACCAGAGUCAAGGGGAAACCGUGGCUGACUACAUCCUUGCUUUGAAAAGGCUGGCAAGUACAUGUGAGUUUGCACGAUUUCUUGAUGAUGCUCUCCGAGACAAGUUUGUAUGUGGUCUCACAGAUGAAGCAUAUCACAGAAGGCUCCUGUCAGAGAAGGACCUGACCUUUAAGAAAGCCUGUGAUAUAGCACUUGGACUCGAGCUUGCCCACAGGGAUACUAUUGAGCUAUCGGGACAUGCAGAACGUCAGAAAUGUGUUCACAAGGUCAGUGAUGCACGUGGUGAAAAAAGCUCACAAAAGUCAGACUUUUUUCAGUCCCGUCCUCAAGGUUACACAAGAACAAAGCAGCCCACAUCUCAAAGGUCUAAGCCAAGUUGCUACAGAUGUGGGGAAGAUAAUCAUCAGCACAGUGAAUGUCGAUUCCAAAAGGAAAAGUGCCACAAUUGUGGAAAGGUUGGACAUUUACAGAGAGUGUGUAAAGCCUCGAAACGCAUGGCAAGAGCGCACAAAGUGUCAGACGCACCGCACCACAAGACGAGGAAGGUACAACUGAAACAGUAUUGGAACUGUUCACAGUGUACAUGGCUCAACAACUAAAAGAUGGAAUCUAUCUCCACAUGGAGUUAGCGGGAAAACCAGUAAAAAUGCAGCUGGACACCGGAGCGUCUGUAUCUCUGGUUCCAGAGAGACUCUACAAUGAAAAACUGAAAGAGUGCCCUCUUCAGCCCGCGUCCAUCCGCCUUUCUUCAUACACUGGUGUCACUAUUCCUGUGUUAGGGCAGAUCCAGGUACCAGUCCGGUAUGAGGGGAAGGAGUGGACGCUACCGCUUGUCAUUGUUAAAGGAGAAAAAUCAGCCUUGCUAGGCAUAAACUGGCUACAAAAGAUCAAGUUGAACUGGGGAGAAAUCUUCAGUCUGAGAAAUGACAAACCAGUGAGUCAGGCUACACUCACUAACAUGCUGGAGAAGCACAAAUAACUUUUCAAAGAUGGCUACGGUGAAAUACAAGACUUCACAGCAAAAGUCAGAGUGCAAGAAGGAACCAAGCCUAUCUUUAAGCAAACCACGUCCAGUUCCCUAUGCUCUUAAGGAAGCAGUAGAGAAGGAACUGGACCACCUACAGAAGAAUAACAUAAUAACAACAGUAGCGAGGAGCGACUGGGCCGCUCCGAUUGUUGUAGUCCCAAAGAAAGACAAGACCGUCAGAAUGUGCGGUGACUACAAGGUCACAGUAAAUCGCUGCAUACUACCAGAGGAAUAUCCACUACCAAACACUGAAGAUCUGUUUGCCACUCUGGUGGGAAGGUUUUCAGUAAGCUGGACCUGGCAUUCGCUUAUCAGCAACUGAAGCUGGAUCCGGAGUCAGAACAGUAUCUGACCAUCAAUACACACAAGGGCCUAUUCAGAUUCAAUCGCUUGGCCUAUAGAAUCUCGACAGCUCCAGCGAUAUUCCAACAAACAAUGGAUCAGAUCUUGGACGGUAUAGACCAUGUUGUGUGCUUCAUGGACGACAUCCUCGUGUCAGCACCAACCAUUGGAGAGCACCUUGUAGUGCUGGACAAAGUGAUGUCAAGACUGGAGAAAUACGGAGUGAGAAUGAAACGCAGCAAGUGUGAGUUCCUCCAGGACUCAGUGGAGUAUCUCGGAUACAAGAUUGAUGCACAAGGCCUGCACCCAACCAACAGAAAGGUGGAAGCAAUCGUAAACGCUCCAGCACCCACAAAUAUCUCAGAGCUGAGGUCAUUUUUGGGGCUCCUGAACUAUUACGGAAAGUUUGUGGCAAACUUGUCCACAUUGUUGCAUCCGCUUCACCAACUGCUGCAGGCCGAUACAAAGUGGAAUUGGUCCCUACAAUGCGAAGAAGCAUUCAAGACAUGCAAACAGCGUCUGCUAAAGAGCAAGUGGCUUGCCCACUACAACACAGAGAUGAAGCUUAGACUCGCGUGUGAUGCAUCUCCAUACGUAGGAGCUGUCAUCUCACAUGUUCUACCGUCAGGUGAAGAACAUCCUAUUGCAUUUGCAUCACGGACUCUGUCACCAAGUGAGAAAAAUUAUGCUCAAAUUGAGAAGGAAGCCCUGAGCAUAAUAUUCGGAGUGAAGAAGUUUCACAAAUACCUCUACGGAAGGAAGUUCCAACUGCUGACAGAUCACAAGCCUCUGUUGGCCAUCCUUGGACCAGCUAUACCAACCCUUGCUGCACUUCGAAUGCAACGUUGGGCUCUGAUAUUGUUAGCCUACGACUACGAGAUUGAGUACAGACGAUCCAGUGAUCACGCAAAUGCCGAUGCAAUAUCAAGACUACCAUGCAAUAGUGACUCCGACAGUGAAGAUGAUAGAGCAGUAUUCCAGAUCUCUCUCAUUGAUGACCUGCCUAUAUCUGCUUCUGACAUAGCAGAGGAAACAAGGAAAGACCCAGUGCUUUCCAAAGUCUUGGACUUAACAUUAGGCGGUUGGCCAACCUUCGUAAAUGACGAUAACCUUCGUCCAUUCAUCGACAAGAAAGAACAGUUGUCCACUGAUCAAGGGUGUGUUCUGUGGGGAUCAAGGGUGGUGGUACCUCACAAAUUCCAGAGGAGACUGCUAUCUGACCUGCAUGAGGGACAUCCAGGGAUCACUCGAAUGAAAGCACUAACUCGCAGUUAUCUGUGGUGGCCUGGACUGGAUCAGGACAUUCAACAGCAUGUAGGCCACUGCUCACAUUGUGAAGCUGUUCGCAACAAGCCUGCUGCUGCACCUCUUCAUCAAUGGUCCUGGGCUGCUACACCUCUUCAUCCAUGGUCCUGGGCUGCUGCACCUCUUCAUUCAUGGUCCUGGGCUGCUACACCUUGGGAACGCAUCCAUGUGGAUUACGCCGAAAUUGACAAGCAACAUUUCCUUGUUGUCGUCGAUGUCCAUUCCAAGUGGAUGGAAGUGUUCCCUACUCAACUGACCACAGCUGAGAAGACCAUCAAUCUUCUCAGACACCUGUUUGCAUCCUUUGGACUAGUCAAGGAGCUCGUAUCGGACAAUGGCCCUCCGUUCACGUCAAACAAUUUAGAAAUUUUUCUCAAGAACAAUGGAGUAAGGCACAUCCUGUCACCACCUUACCAUCCGGCAUCAAACGGAGCAGCGGGGAGAGCCGUGCAAACCUUUAAGAAGGCCUGGACUAGACUCGAGGUUCAGUCUGUGCCCAUCCACCAAAGGCUUCCCCGGUUCCUGUUUUACUUACCGUAACACCCCACACACAGUAACGGAAUAGUUCACCAGCUGAACUGUUUCUGAAACGGACAGUAAAACAAACACUUUCGCCCUGAGGCUCGUCUCCCUGCGCCAGGCCUUCACUGUGAGUGGACCCACUUUUCUUUUUCUCUCUGUGACUUCUUGUUCUGUCUCCUAGAGGAAGAUGUCUCACCCUAACUAUUCCCUCUUCCCUGCUUGGUUCCACCCUGAGCAGGAACCAACUGUUUGUGGUAGGAAAGGUCCUCCUGGGCGCACUGGUUCAGGCCAACCACAUGGUAACUCGCUAACUCAUUCUCUUUCAAGGGAAAGAGAGCGUCCCUGAGGGGAAAUGUAUUCUGUUCAUUAAGAUGCUCUUUUCUUUGUCAUAGGACGAGGCCAAGUUCAUCCGUACCUAUAACGACUUUGUGGACUACCUGAGUUUUUUUAUUUGACCUUUAUUUAACCAGGCAAGUAAGUUAAGAACAAAUUCUUAUUUUCAAUAACGGCCUAGGAACAGUGGGUUAAAUGCCUGUUCAGGGGCAGAACGACAGAUUUGUACCUUGUCAGCUCGGGUUUUGAACUUGCAACCUUCCGGUUACUAGUCCAAUGCUCUAACCACUAGGCUACCCUGCCGCCCCCUCCAAGCGGAAUGACAUUGAGAGGGAGCUGGCUGAGGCAAAGAUCCAUCAUGUGAACAUGAUAGAUGUCCUCUUUGAGCUGGUGCUGUUUGGGAUGAUGACAGCUCAGAAGUCCCUGAUGGUGCACCCUGGUGGGUUCAUGGAGCAUCUGUACGCUCCUUCCUGCCCACUGCUGCCAACGUGGAGGCAGAGGCUGACAGGUACCUGCUGCUGCUCAAUGUAAGAGUCAAGAGGUUACUUCCUGUUUACUUCCAUAUUCAUGGUUAACCAGGUUCCUAUGCCAUUUUAGGGGGAGUAUUGUCUCUCUCCUCUUGAUAAGCUAGUAACUCAGAGCCAUUUUCUAUGUGUUGUGUUCUCUUCAGGGCGGGCUGAUGGCUCUGCUAGAUGAUAUGUUUGGCCAGCAGCUGGCCUGGUACUUUAACCCAGAGUCUCUGGUCACUGAGCUCU
This is a messenger RNA of Oncorhynchus gorbuscha (pink salmon), 5461 nucleotides long. RefSeq lists its product as uncharacterized. Gene Ontology annotation, biological process: DNA integration. The coding region runs from base 2640 to 4391 and encodes 583 amino acids. The record is from RefSeq and is a predicted model, not a curated record. Lineage: Eukaryota; Metazoa; Chordata; Actinopteri; Salmoniformes; Salmonidae. The transcript is spliced from 3 exons. Gene Ontology annotation, molecular function: nucleic acid binding.